Molecule: messenger RNA, 513 nt
Organism: Andrographis paniculata
Lineage: Eukaryota; Viridiplantae; Streptophyta; Magnoliopsida; Lamiales; Acanthaceae
Exons: 1
Coding region: 1-513 (170 amino acids)
Source: RefSeq, a predicted model, not a curated record
AUGACUGGCAGUCCCGGAUAUACACACGGCAGUCCCCCACCUAUGGUUUUUCCACCUAUUCCAGAAGGAGCGAUCCUACACUUGAAACCAUUAUAUGUUAACGCUCACAUCUGUGGUAAGCCGAUUAACAAGGUUUUCAUUGAUAAUGGAGCCAUCUUCGAUGUCAUGCCUCUCAAAACUUUGAAGAAGUUGGGCAAAGGAAUUGGUGAUCUGUCUCCAGUAGAUAUCGAGAUGACAAGCUUCACAAGGCAACCAACGAAACCAGAAGGGAUGGUGGUAGCCCCUAUUGAAGUCGGACCAAAGGUGAUUUCAACGGUAUUCUUUGUGGUAGAUGCCAAUACUACUUAUUCGGUCUUGCUAAGGCGAGAUUGGAUUCACGCUUCCAAAUGCGUACCUUCUUCUCUCCAUCAGCAUAUUAUGUUUUGGAAAGGAGAUAAAGUGUUCAGAAUGGAUGUCAACACUAAUCCGUUCGGCUCCACAGAAGUUGUGGAAGAGUCCGUACUUUAUUCUUAG